Psilocybe cubensis is the source of this 2535-nucleotide messenger RNA. RefSeq lists its product as uncharacterized. Gene Ontology annotation, cellular component: cytoplasm; cytosol. Gene Ontology annotation, biological process: molybdenum incorporation into molybdenum-molybdopterin complex; Mo-molybdopterin cofactor biosynthetic process. The record is from RefSeq and is a predicted model, not a curated record. The transcript has 10 exons. Bases 1 to 2535 code for a protein of 844 amino acids. Lineage: Eukaryota; Fungi; Basidiomycota; Agaricomycetes; Agaricales; Agrocybaceae. Gene Ontology annotation, molecular function: molybdopterin molybdotransferase activity.
AUGACAGGCCAAACGCCACCCAUCCGAAUAGCCAUUCUUACAGUCAGCGACACUGCUUCCGUCAAUCCCACCUUUGACGCCUCUGGUCCCGCUAUCAAACAUUUUCUCUCCCAGCCACCCUAUGCUACCUCAUGUCUCGUCCUCGAAGACUUUAUCCAGAUCGUCCCUGACGAGCUCGCAGAAAUACAAAACAUCAUCGAGCCAUGGUGCGCGUCCAACUCUGUCGACUGGAUCAUCACCACUGGCGGCACAGGCUUUGGGCGGAGGGACGUCACUCCAGAGGCGAUAUCCCCGCUCCUAACCCGCCCCGCACCAGGCCUCGUCCACCUCCUCCUCGCAUCCUCCCUCACACACACCCCGCUCGGCGCACUCUCCCGCCCCGUCGCAGGCACCAUCGCCAACACCCUCGUCACCACCCUUCCAGGCAGCGUCAAAGCCGUCAAAGAGGGCCUCGCCGCGCUCCUCCAAGAUGGCGUCGUGCUGCACGCGAUUGACCUUGUACGCGGCGGGACGGGGCGGGAGGUGCACGCCAAGCUCGCUGCGGCUGCGGCUGUAGAUGCAGGUGCAGGUGCAAGUGCAAGCGCAGGUGGAGAGGCAGAUGCAGAUGCAGGCGCGGGCUCGGGCACACGCGAAGUCUUACCCCGAGGAAACGUGCUAGCUGCAAAUGACCAAGAGCAAGAGCAGGAGCAGGAGCAUGGUCAUGAUCACACCACUCCCACAGCCGGAGCUCUGGAUCUGUAUCAGGAUCAGGAGGCAGCCACCACCACCACCAUCAUCAUCAUCAUGGCCACCACACACCAUCGCCCCGAUCUGAUACUGCGCUAUCGCGCGAUCCCACUUUAUCUGGUACUAUCCGCGCGCCACAGAAAAUCGCCCUUCCCGAUGAUAUCCCUCGAAGCGGCGCUCGCGGCUAUUGAGAAGCAUGUGCGUGUGUUGGAUGUUGUUGUUCGGAAGGUCGACCACACCCUCGCGGGGUACAUCCUAGCAGAAGACGUCUUCGCGCCGCACGAUGUCCCGCUCCGUCCAACGACGAGUGUGGAUGGGUACGCUGUUUCGUCGACGUUUCCGCCCGGGACGUAUCCCGUUCUCACAUCCUACUCAUCCUCAUCUUCGCAUUCGCAUUCGACAUCGAACGGGACCGGCAAUGGAGGCAGGUCCAGCUCGGAAACGAGACCGUACAUCUACCGCAUCAACACCGGCGCGCCUCUCCCCCUCCCUCCCACAAACCAAAACCACGGAACCACAUACACAUACGACAGCGUGAUAAUGGUCGAAGACACCGAGCUCGUCUCAACACACAAACCCUCUCCAACCUCAUCAGCGGAAGAAGCGGAGGUGCGCACGUUGGUGCAGGUGCGGGCUGGGGAGAAUGUGAGGGUGCCUGGGUCGGAUGUGCGCAGGGGGGAGAGGGUUGCGAGUAGGGGUCAGAGAGUUGGGGGAGGUGGGGGGGAGGUGGGGACGUUGGUGGGUGUUGGGAAGAGGGAGGUGAAAGUGUACAAGAAACCCGUCGUCGCGCUUCUCAGCACGGGCAAUGAGCUCGUGGAUCUACAUUCCUCCUCCUCUGCCUCCUCUGGGUCUUCCUCUGCCGAUGCAGAUGGAAAUGGAAAUGAGAAUUGGGGCGGGAUAUACGAUACCAACCGGCCGAGUCUCAGAGCUGUCCUUGAGGGCUUUGGGUACGAGGUGAUAGAUCUUGGGAUUGUACCUGACGACAUAACCGCACACACCGAGACACUCCGCGCAGCACUCGACCGCGCCGAUCUGGUGCUGACGACGGGCGGGACGUCGAUGGGACCGACGGACCUGCUGAAGCCUGUCAUUGAGCGGUAUCUGCAUGGUACGGUGCAUUUUGGGCGCGUGGCGGUUAAACCGGGGAAGCCGACGACGUUUGCGAGUGUGCCUGUUGAGGUUGCUGUUGUUGGUGAUGAUGAGGGUGAUGAUGAGGGUGAGGGUGCGGGUGAUGCUGAGGGUGAAGAGUCUGCGUCUGCAUCUGCGUCUGCGGGUGAAGGAGGAGGAGGAGAAGGAGUGAGGGGGAAUAAGAGGACAAAGACGAAGACGAAGACGGUGUAUAAGCCUGUGUUUGCGCUGCCGGGAAAUCCUGCGUCGGCGCUUGUGACGUUUUAUGUGUUUGUGCUGCCUGCGCUGCGCCAGAUGGGAGGGUGGCCCGAGAAGGAGCGGCAGUUGCCUCGCGUCAUGGUCCAGAUCCAAGACGCAAUGCAACUCGACCCGCGCGUCGAAUUCCACCGCGUGACUAUAAAAAGCAACGGGUCAAGCACGGUGCUCAAGGCGUAUAGCACGGGCGGGCAGCGCUCGAGCCGCGUCGCGAGUUUGGCUGGGGCGAAUGGGUUCGUGGUGCUUCCUGCGCUGGAUUUGCCCCAUGGUCAUGGUCAUGGACACGGGCAGGGUGGGUUUGGAUCUGGGUUUGGGCUGGGAGAGUUGGGCGAUAAGGAUCUGAGCUCGGGCGCGGGUGUGCAGACGCGCUUGGAGGUUGGGGAGUAUGCCCAGGCGAUCUUGAUUGGGCCUGUUGAGAUGGUGUAA